Naegleria fowleri is the source of this 4377-nucleotide messenger RNA. RefSeq lists its product as uncharacterized. The coding region runs from base 1 to 4377 and encodes 1458 amino acids. Gene Ontology annotation, cellular component: condensed chromosome, centromeric region; nucleus. Gene Ontology annotation, molecular function: histone binding. NCBI's taxonomy places the organism in Eukaryota, Heterolobosea, Eutetramitea, Acrasida, Naegleriidae. The transcript has 2 exons. Gene Ontology annotation, biological process: meiotic chromosome condensation; mitotic chromosome condensation; mitotic cell cycle. The record is from RefSeq and is a predicted model, not a curated record.
AUGCUUCAACACAACAGCCAUACCACCGAAUUCACAACCAACUUUGAAAUUCCUCUGGAACCGACUGAUCUUGAGAAGGAAUCCGACAAGUACUUUUGUGUGGAUGAUGUUGAAGUGGAACGUUCGGAGCUGGAUUCAAUACUGGAUGAAAUUGAGAACAAACUUUCCGAUAAGGCCUAUUCAAUAACGAACAAGGACUUGUUCAGCAAGAUCUACACUUGUGUAAAACGCUUUUCAUCAUUGGAAGAUAACCAGAAAAUUAGGCUUGUAGAUAGUUUAAACAAUAAUCUGGUGUUGCUACUGGCAAGUAUUAGUAAACUGCUCUCACCUGGAGUAGAGUCCGGUAAUAAUUUAGAUCACGUCAUUAGUAUUCACAAGAAUGCACUCAAAAUGUUCAUCUUUUUAUUGUAUUGGGUGAUAUCAAAAUACGAAAAAGAAGAGGUAGAAUAUGUCAAAUCCAAAAAAGACGAAGAACUGAGCAAAACAAAAAAGAAAAGAGGAACCAAGGCUCGAAGGAAAAGUAUAAUUGAAUUAGACAGCUGGAAAGAAGGAAUUUUACAUACUCUAUGCUCUGUUCUCAAACGUGAUGACCUUCCAAAACUUUGGAAAAAAGAUCGAGUCGAAGAUGCCUUUACACUCCUAUUCUUCAAAAUAUCCUUUUCCUUGAUGGAAAACCAUGAUAACAUCAAAUCAACCUUAAUCAAGGAAUCAAUUUUUAAACUAAUUACCAAUGCUCUUCAAAUACCUUCAGACAAUUUACAAACUGUGGUAUCCUCAAUACUGCACAUGAUUAUGAAUGAUGAGCAAAUGACAAACAUAGUUGUAGAAUUAAUAGACCAUAUUGGAAAGAAUACAUCACGUGCCACAAAUGAUAGCUGUAGUACAGUUGAAAAACUGUUUGUGAGCGAACUUUUCAGAGAAAUUGGUAGCUUAGAGUUGAACAAUGAUACCCCUGGAACCAAAUUUCUCUCACAAUUCAUUUCUACCAUUGGUGAGAAAGUUCCAACAGCAAUUUUGUCAAAUAUGAGUGUUGUAAUUUCUCACCUCAAUGACGAGUCGUAUAACAUUAGAAAUGCAAUCAUCCAUGCCAUAUCAAGAGUCAUUCCAACUGUACUUAAGCAAACCUCUGACGAGAAUAACAGUAGAAAUACUACCUCGGAGAAUCUUACAAAGAAAACAAGAGACCAACUUCUCACCAUUCUCGAAGAGAGAGUACACGAUGUUAACGCAUACACACGAAGCAAGGCCAUACAGUGUUGGUGUUAUUUGUGUGAGGAGAAAUCUAUUCCCCUAAAAAUUCUUCCCAAAAUUUUAGAAACAGUGCUCGGUCGGUUGUAUGACAAGACGUCAUCGGUCCGAAAAUCUGCAAUUCACUUUUUAUCAACUCUUCUUGAAAGUAAUCCAUAUGGAGCCGAUUUGAAAUUAGCCAAGUUUACUGAAGAAGCUACAGCAGCCAAACGAAUUGUAGAUAGCUUACCAAAACACACAGAGGAAGAAUUGGAGAAUUUACCAGACCUCGAACAAAAAGAAAUUCGCUUGACACGUGACAAUGCGUUUAAAUUGUACCUAUUCUACAAGGAAGGAGCGGAUUUUAUCAGCAAGGUUCAUGAUACUCUACCAUCCGUUUGCCAAUUACUGAGCUCUGAAACAAUUACUGAUGUAGUGGAGUGCAUUGACUAUCUGGUAAAGUGUUACAUGUUCAGAAUAGAGAUCUCAUCAUUUGGCUUGAAGAAAGUACUAAAGCUGGUGUGGUCACCAUACCAAUCCAUUAAGGAUGCAGCUUCUGAGGCAAUUCAACACAUAUUUAUGAAUACUGAAAGACUCAGUAGGAAUGCAGAAGAAUGUAUUGAAGUUGCAAAACAGUUCGCCGAGUUUGUCACAGAAUGCAGCCAGUCUGAGUUGUCAGCUCUAGAGUGUAUUGUGAACAUGCUAGUCCUCAAGAAUGAGUUUUCUAAGAAUCUUUUCUUGUCACUUUUGGAAAUUAUUUCUCCAAAAUACUCUGAACAACAUUGUAUUGGAGCUUUAAUUUUACUUAACAUGAUAGCAACCGCAAGACCAGAAGCACUGAGAAAAAAGAUCAAAGCUCUCAUUAAUAAUUGCUUCGGGAGAACUGAAAAGCAAGGUUUCCUCAUUGCUCACUAUGCAUGCAAAAUAUUUCAAAAGAUGGCCAUUGAUGAUUCGAGCGAUGCCUAUAAGGCUGAGGAAAAAAAGAAAUCAAAAUCAUCAUCAACAACCGUUGAUAAUGAGGACAUGCUACGAUAUGCAGGAGGUAAUGACAACUUUAAGCUAACCGAUGAUCACAAAUUAUUUGAAAUACUUUUAGAGUACUCAAUCGAUAAGGAACAAAAGUUUCCAAUUUAUGAGUGGAUGAUCCUCACAGAAUCAGCCAUCACCACCAUCUAUGCAUUAUGCAUGAAUCCAGAACAGCUCUCAACUCACAUUAUCAAACAAGUCUCUCUGAAUACAAACUUGUCAGGAAACAACAAUGAAGCAAACUCUCAAUUGAGCGUUGCUCCUGUCGAGCUUACCAAGCUUUUCUUCAUUCUUGGCACUUGCGUCAUUCAAGAAUUAGUAUGUUUAGAACGUCAAUUCAAGAAAGCAAAGGGGUUGAACAAGGCAGCUAGCAUUGAAAAACAACAAAAUACUUCCUCAAAGAAGUCCUCAUCAUCCUCCAAAAAAUCAUCUAAAAAGAAGAGAGACCUAUCAGAGAUGGACGACGAGGAAGAAGACUCCAACACCACCGUCAUCGAGAAAGAGCUGGGAUUGGACAAUAUGGACAUUCACGCUCUGGAAGAGUCUUUUAAGGAAAAAGAAAACAACAUUAUCACAGAAUCAUCACUCUAUGGAUCCUAUCUUCCACUUAUUCUCAAUAUCUGUUGUGACAACACAAACAUUUACAAAUACUCUGUUCUCAGGAGAAGCGCAAUACUGGCUCUUUGUAAAUACAUGUGUGUUAGUCAAACUGUGUGCGAGCAACAGUUACAACUUCUCUUUACCAUCCUGGUCAAAUUACCAAAAGAAAUGCACUCCAAAUCGUCCAUUGAUGGCUAUGCAACAAUUAGAAAUAAUAUCAUUGUGACUAUUGGCGAUCUUGCAUGCCGAUUUCCAAAUUUCGUCGAGCGAUAUAUACAUCACUUGUAUAGUUGCCUUAGAGAUACAGACCAAAGAGUACGAAAGAAUACCCUUCUAGUGCUUUCACAUCUCGUCCUCAAUGAUAUGAUCAAGGUGAAGGCAAACAUUUUUGAAAUUGUGAGAUGUAUUGUGGAUACCAACGAUGAAAUUUCUCAGCUGUCGAAAGCCUUCUUCACAAAAUUGGCCGAAAAGGCAUCAGGAAACAACAAUCCCAUUUACAAUCUAUUGCCAACCAUCCUCAGUAACUUGUCCCAAAAGAGUGCGAAUAUUACUCCAACCGCUUUCCAAAAUAUUAUGGAGUUUCUACUUUCCUUUGUCAAGAAAGUCCUCCACAAGGAAAAACUUGUUGAAAAAUUAUGUCGAAGGUUUGAUUUGGUCAAGAUUUCAUCUUCUAUUCAUACAAAUGAUGAAGUUUAUGAAAAAACAAUACAAGAGGAAGAUAUAUUGCAAGAAUUGGAUAUUACUUCUCAACCAGAAGCAGUUGUUGAGGGUGAUACGAAAUUUGAUCACGACGAAGAGAUUAUUCAGCAAUGGAGAAAUCUUGCCUUCUGUCUUACUCAACUGUCCAUGAAUGACAAGUGCAUUCAAAUUAUGAUUUCUGAAAAUUGUGUAAAAUCCUACAAGAAAGCUCUCAUCGACUUUGAAGUCUACGACAUGCUAUCCUCUAUUACAGCCAAAUUCAAAAAGACGGCAUCCACUAAGGUUGGAAAGAAAGCCAACAGCGAAGUAGGAGUAUUAAGCCCGGAGCUCAAAGAUGCUAUUGAAGAAUGGGAGAAGCAAAUUCGACAAACUCAUCUCAAGCUGUGUGAAGAGAGUGGUGUGAAAUCAAAGCUUUUAGAGAGCGAUGACGAUGAAAACGAAGAUGACAAUGACGAUGCAUCCGCUAGUGAAAAUACUCGAAGUGGUAAAAAAGUCAUCAAACGAAGAGGUAAAAAGUCAGCCUCCACUAAGAAAUCCAAAUCUAAGAAAGGUCGAAAAACGGUUAAUGACGAUGAAGAGGAAGAAAUUGAAUUUUCAGAUGAAGAUGAUGAUGACGAUGAGGCCAUCAAUGAAUUGCUAGAAAGCGAUGGCGAGAGCGACAAGGAUAUUGGUUCUGAUUUAGAGCUGUUUGAUAGCGAGGACGAUAAGGAACAAACAGUUGAGGAGGAAGAAAAUAACACGAUCACAAGUCUAACCAAUGCAGAGGACACAAAUGAAGAGGAAGAAACGACAGUCAAAAGAAGAAGCCGUUCAAAAAGACGCUAA